AUGCAGCAGAAGUUGUGUUCCAGAGGUUCCGGUUCUUUCCUCUUGGAGAGGAACGGUCAGGCCUGCGGCGCCGUCUCCGACUCUGUGGCCUCCUGCGACCUCCCGUUCCGCUGCCCCCGCUGUGGCGAGCAGGAGCGUUUCCGCAGCCUGGCUUCCCUCCGCGCCCACCUAGAGUACCGGCACUCGUACCGCUCGCCGGACGUCAUCACCGGCGGCUUCAGCAUCACCGGCAAACUGCCCGACCCGCUGACGGCGGCGAUCCCCUGGCACGACAUGAGCCUCCCAACCCGCAGGGGGCAGCAGGGCGCCGGCAGGCCGCCUCACGCCCGCUCCCUCAGCGACAGCAGGGACAGCGGCUACCUGCCCUCCUACAGCUCUGUGAGGAGGCGCACUCAGAGCGUCGGCGUGGGGACGCAGGCCGAGGAGGAGGAGGAGGACGAGGAGGCGGGGACGGAGGAUGAAGACGUGGGAGAUGAGGAAGAGGAGGACGACGAUGGUGAAGAUAGAGAUGGAAACAGAACUGAGGAGGACAUGAAAAUGUCCAACAGAAAGUCAGACCACCACCACAUCAACCACCACCACCUCCCCUUCCCUCCUCCGGCUCCCCUCGGACCCCCGCCGGACCCGGACCUGGACCUGGACCUGGACCUGGACUUGGACCUGGUUGAGCAGAACUCCUACUCUGGUUUGGAGACGGCGGCGGCUUCGGCCGCGGUGCGCCGGCGGCUGGCCAACAUCCUGCGGGCGGCCGACAGCACCAUGCAGCGCCGGCUGGCUAAAGUGAGCACUGAGCUGGCCCAGACGGACACGGAGCUGCUGUGCGAGCGCGCUCACUCGCAGCACCUGGCCCAGGAGAGGCAGGAAGUGGCCAACAGGGAGCGGUCGCUGAGCCGGCAGGUGGACGUGGCCGUCAUGGUGAUUGCGGCGCUGAGGGAGCAGCUCAACGCCUCGGAGAACGAGCUGGAGCGACGAGAGAGAGAGGUUCUCACCAUCCAGAAGUUUCUGGAGGCGGCGGCUCGACAGGAGACAUGCGGCAAAGUUCGAAUCCAGCGCUUCAUCGAGAAUCUGCUGAGACGCAUCGCUCUGGCCGAGAGGCUGGUGGAGUAUUACCAGGUGAAUGGCAGCCCGCCGCAGUGCAACCACUACAAGGUACAGCAACACAAGCAGCAAACAGACAACGGACCCCACAGAAUCACUAAAAGCAGGUCGGCGGGAGGUCAGCUCUCCUCCUCUGGUCUCCUCGACAACAGAACCCCGUCCUCCUCCCAGUUCGGCGGCCGCCCUCCAUCCUCCAAACCGGGCGGAGACCGGGACCGGGAGCACCGGGAGCGCCUGGCCCAGUCGUCCAGGCUGUUCUGCCGGCCCGAACACAGAGACGACAUCUGGAACCACCAGCGGCGCCGGUCCACGGGGUACGAGGCCUAG
This is a messenger RNA of Stegastes partitus (bicolor damselfish), 1425 nucleotides long. RefSeq names its product zinc finger protein 365 (gene znf365). Gene Ontology annotation, biological process: regulation of double-strand break repair via homologous recombination; regulation of DNA strand resection involved in replication fork processing; telomere maintenance. Bases 1 to 1425 code for a protein of 474 amino acids. The transcript is spliced from 5 exons. The record is from RefSeq and is a predicted model, not a curated record. NCBI's taxonomy places the organism in Eukaryota, Metazoa, Chordata, Actinopteri, Pomacentridae.